AGGCAAAUGCUCCCCCAGCUGUUUCCUGUCUACAGUGUCUGUGUAAUGUAGAUAAAUGUGAGGAUUUUCUCUAAAUCCCUCUUCUGUUUGCUAAAUCUCACUGUCACUGCUAAAAUCAGAGCAGAUAGAGCCUGCGCAAUGGAAUAAAGUCCUCAAUAUUGAAAUGUGACAUUGCUCUCAACAUCUCACAUCUCUCUGGAUUUCUUUUUUCUCAUCAUUACUGCUAACAAAUUCAUUUCCAGACUUUGCACUUUUAAGAAGCAAUGGAAAAAAUCAACAGUCUUUCAACACAAUUAGUUAAGUGCUGCUUGUGUGAUUUCUUGAAGCUUUCUGAGGCAGUGUGCUAAACAGCUUUCUGCUUUACCUCCUCAGAACUGGGAACCAUCUUAAACUGCAGGUGAAGAUGCACACUGUGUCCUACACCCAUUUCUUCUACCUUGGGCUGUGUUUGCUUACCUUAACCAGUUCUGUUGCUGCUGGCCCAGAAACACUCUGUGGUGCUGAGCUGGUUGAUGCUCUUCAGUUCGUGUGUGGAGACAGAGGCUUUUACUUCAGUAAGCCUACAGGGUAUGGAUCCAGCAGUAGACGCUUACACCACAAGGGGAUAGUGGAUGAGUGCUGCUUCCAGAGUUGUGACCUGAGGAGGCUGGAGAUGUACUGUGCUCCAAUAAAGCCACCUAAAUCUGCACGGUCUGUACGUGCUCAGCGCCACACCGAUAUGCCAAAAGCACAAAAGGAAGUGCAUUUGAAGAAUACAAGUAGAGGGAACACAGGAAACAGAAACUACAGAAUGUAAGAACAUGCCAUCCACAAGAAUGAAGAAUGAAUGUGCCAUCUGCAGGAUACUUUGCUGUAAAUAAAUUAUUUGUUAAACAUUGGAAGACUUAAAAAAACCUUUGUUUUAAAAAGCUUGAUGCAAUCUCAACCAAUGGGCAUUCUCCCAGUGAACAAUGCAACUAAACAUUCCAAUAUUAAGUCUUUAGAGAACAGAACAUUUUAACCAGCCCAGAGCUAAAAUUUCUGUGGUUGAUAUAUUACUGUUUGUUAACCUUUUUUAAAUGUCCUGCACAAAAACUCUUAAAGUUCUGUGCCCCUCAAAUGCCUACAAAUUUAUGGGCCUUUGACGGAUCCAAUUGCACUAAAUUAACCUAUGAACAUUGGCUGCUGGAGUCAUUCAUCAGCCUUGUCUAAGUGGUGGUUUUUUUAUUUGCACUUCUAUACAAGCAACAGGCUGUUUGUUUUACAGUGUCUGAUAACAUUGUUUGUCUACCCCUUCGUAUUUGCACAGUUUGACAUUCCCAGUAACAGCAGCAGUAAGGUAACAUAUACAGUUUUAAACAUCCAUUAAUUCCAUCUGUGGCAUUUCAACAGAAUAUGGGUUAUAGAUGCAUUUGUUUUAAGACAGUUUUUUUCUUCCUUCUCUUGCAAACAUGCAAUUUAUUGCAAUUUGUGAGACAAAAGAUUUUUUUAAAGCAGUUAAAGCAUACAUAGGCUCUCAAACCAGUAAUGAUUCUUCCAGGUAAUUAUUUUGCAACAGUAUAGGUAACUUCUUUCUUCCUCCAUAUAAUGCAGUAUGUAAAAUUUAGCAUAUCAAUAAUACACAUAUAUCAAACAGUAUGUAAAAAUCUCUGUUUUAUAGUACAACGGUGCUAUUUUAUAGUUUGUUACAUGAAAGGGUCUGGCCAAAACGGUAAUAGGUAAGAGCAAAUGUGGAAGGACAAAGCCAAAGAUUAAAUGACAAAAUAGUCUCAAAACUAUUCAGCUUAAAUCAACUGAAAUGGCUUCAGAUUUCAAGAUGGUAAUAACUUUCCCAUCUCCAAAAGGAUAUUCACAUACUUGUUUCCUUUUAGAUGUUUCAAUGGUGGUGUUCUCACCUAUGGUUAUGUGGAACACAAAUUCAUAGAUGUCUAGGCCCAGAGAAAACAAUUUGAAAAACAGCUCUCAAAUGACUUCAAAAGGUAGUCCAUCAGUACCUAAAUCUUCCAGAAAUAUCAUCAUUCUAUUCAAACAUAAUAGAAAGGUACUCAAGUUCCCCUCCAUUUUAAUUCUUUCCACAAUCAGAUGUGACCUAACUGACCGUUUAUUGGGCUUCUGCAUCUAUCUGUAAAUCAGAAAAUCUGAUCUAAUCACCAAAUUACAGUGUAGAAAGAGUCCUCAAGAAGAGAUUAACCAUAAAAUCCUUACAUCCUUACUUACAAUCCCCUGUUACAUAACUUUGAUAGGCACUGCACUGGUUCUACCUUUAAUAACACUGUGUCCUAUGCUCCAUUUUUUUACAUCAACUGAGAGCCAGAUUGGCCAUGCAGUGAAGGUAGCCAGCAGUGACCAAGGUGAGCAAUAAACUUCUCUGUGAGAGAAGGGAAGACUAGAUGGGUGGGGGGAGGGGGACUGGGGGGAAUGCACUGUUCCACCCUGUCCAAGAACUCCAAAGUUGUUCCACUCGACUUCUUCCCCUCACCUCCCUACAGGAGGUAAGCUCAGGCAUGGGAUGAUGCAUCUCUUGGUCAGGCCCAAAGGGAGCCUGGACAAUACUGUUUGAAGGGAGCAGUUAGGGAGAUGUUAGAUUAGACCUACAAAGGAAGGAUCCCUUUUCAAAGGCUCAAAUCUGCCUUCCUUUCUACCACAUCCAGGGGAGUAGAUAACUGAAGUAUUGACUAAAACACAAGAAAAGGUUCUCUGCAGACUGCAUAUAUACAGCUCCUCAAUAGCUCCUUGUGAAACAAGGUAGGUCUUAAAAGUCUAACAAAUUAUUAUAGUUCCUUUUUAUUCCCAUAGAAAAUUUGUGGUUUGUAUUUUUAACAAGUGCAAUGUAUUCCUAUGCAAUUCUUUAAACCCUCCGCUUUCUGUGAGAUGGAUGUCUACAUGCACAAUAAGCUGCCAUAGCAAUGUAAAAGUAGAACAGUAAAUGAAUAAAAAGAAUAUGUCACAGCUGACACUGACUGAGAUAGUUAUGUUGAAAAAGGAAGAAAGUAAAGAGAAACAGGUGUGAAAACUAACCUAAAUUAUUCACCACCAAUUCAAUAAACAGAGUUAGGAAUUCUGAUACCUGCCACAGCAUCUAUAAGCAUUUUUUUGACGGGGGGAUGGAGAGGGAAGUACUUUUACUUUAAUGGCUGUAACAAUUCUGAAAUACAGUCUAAGAAUAAGCAUUAUUUUGAUGUCACAGACUUAAUACAUAUUUCUAUUUCAUGUCCCAUGAUUCUUUCUGUCUCCUAUAUCCUCUGAAGUUCUAAAGGGAGGAAAGAAGAAAGAUGUGAAUGUAAAAAGCAAUUUGCAGAUAGCUGUGGUGGCAAGUUUCUUUGCAGAUAACUCUUUUACUGAUGCACUGUUAACACAACUGAAUAACUAUACAUCAUUUUGCAUCAAUUCCUGUGAAUUAAUUCAAAUUUUUUGUCUUAUCUUGAGAUUCACACACAUUCAUGCCACCAUAUUUCUCCUUUUGAGAAAUUAUAAUUAGAAAAUGUCACUCAGACACAGCAAUAUCUAACAUCACAACCUGACAACUGUCUAAACAAAUUAGAACAAUUCUUAGAAGAAACUAAAAUAAAUAAUGAAUAGCUACAAACUUCAAAGGCAACACUUUGCUUUACUAGUGAAUAAAUGGUAUCACAAAAUGGAAAGUAGCUCCAGCCCCACAGAGGUGAGAAAUGCAUGGAUGGGAAAUGCAUUUUGUACAAGAAAUAUCCAGUCAUAUGGCCAGGAGCACAUGAUAUACCAGUUAGUGUGAAAGAUAAAGGGCUGUAUUAGCUUAAUAAUCUUAAUAAAUCCUCUACUUAAAGAAGUUGAAGCAUGAGCCAAAACAUCUCCCUCCCAAAAGUACAAAGCAGUCUGACUUGAAAAACUUCUAAUUAGAGAAAUUGAAAGGUUCAGCUGGAUUUUCAAAAGCACUCCAGAUAUUUAGGAACAGGGCUGCCACUGGAUGCCAUGGAUUCUCAUAAAUCACUUAAAUGGUACAGAAAGGCCCACUCCCCAUCCUUCCCUAUCAUCUAAGCCACAUGAGAGAGGUAACAGAUUUUUGCAUUCUAGAAUAGACUUAAAACUCCAGUUACUACAUAGAAUGUCACUGAAAUGCAGAAGAAAAAAAAGUUAAUUAAGCCUUGUUGUUUUCAGUCAGUUCAAAAACCACUGCAGAUUUAAAACCAUUGAAGUUAAUACAUCUCUUUCAUCAAGGCAGCAAAAUUUGAGCCUCAUCGCCAUAGUAAAUGCAAUUAAUCAUUAAGAGUUUAAAUAGAAAAUGAAUUAAUUCUUUAUUUUGCUCAAAAUGUACUUACAAACCUACACAUAUUUCUGUGAUAGACUUGUAUGAGGCUCAUUUGUGCCAUUCAGUCGAGAGAAGAAAAUCAAACUAUGGGUUAUUGCAUCCAGUCCUUGUAGAGACAUCAAAAUAGGUCCCUUUUUUCCAAGGCAGCUUACAGUGUCAAUUCCUUUCAUAAGGUUAAAGGGUAAAAUUAGUGGUGGACUUUCUUUCUAGAGGUGAAUUUCAUACACAGUUAGUAGCUAUGUUCAGUUGCCACGUGAGCUUGUUGUUCCCUCAGUAUCAAUGGUUAAAAUUGAUUAAUGAGGACUUUAGGCCAAGCACUGUGUCUUCUUGGCUCUCCAUUUAAUAAUCAAGUGCAGGAAAUGACAAGAUCAGAAAAGCGUACACAUAUUUGCUUUACCUGUUACUGAUUUGGCCAACAAUGCCAAAGUGGUGCUAUUGUUUUGUUUAAGAAAGUACUUGACUAAAAUAUAAAAGAAAGCAUAAAUAUUUUUUUAAUGUAUGAAAAUGACAAUUAUAUAGGUAUGGUUAUUAAAAUAGAAAUAAAAUUAGCCAUAACUUUUCAACUUUUUGUCACUCAGAAAACGGCAAAAAAAAUCUUGUAUCAAUGGAGGUGGGCAGGAACAAGAGUCAAAAUGCCCCAAAAAUUCAUAGACUUUAAAUGCAAUUCUGAAUCCUUAUUACAAGUAAGCAAUACAGAUAAAGAAAAGCAUCAGAAGUCAGGGAACAAUGGAUAUGACUGAAAGCCUGUACAGAUCAAUGAGAGUCCUGUAUCAUACCAGAGAUUUUUAAGCCACACUCUAGCCUGAAAUCAGUGGAGAGUUUGGCUUAGUCAGUGGCAUGAUAUGAUCAAGAUUUUCAUUGAGAAUAUAUUUUAAUUUUUACCUGAUUACUUUCUCACUCAUGGCAUGCCCCCUGAAAGUUAAUGUUCUUAAAAAAAGCCCCAAAAGGCACAAACACAUCUGAUUUUAAAAGGGAAUAAUAAUAAUAAUAAAGAAAGUAUUCCUAACAGGAAAUCGAUGCUUUUUUUUAAUUCUCACUAGUUUAAAUUGUGAAAAAAAGUUGAAAUAUAUGGCUAAGAGUCUGUGAAUUUUUUUUUUAUUACUUUAUGUGGUCACUAUGAACAUCCUAAUGUGCAAAAUUUCACAUUUCAUUGCUUUGUUUUGAAAUUAUGGUAAGUUAAGCCCAAAUAGAGAUUCUUGGAACCUAUAGGCCAGAUAGAAUACUUAUGUUCUGAUGAAGGUAUAAUCAAUAUAUUUAAAUUGUUUUAUUUUUAGUCUGAAAAGGAAUAGUAAUAAUUUAUUUGGGGACUCUACCUAUACUGGUCCCUCUUUUAAGGAUACUGUUCAGUGCAAAUAAGUCUUCCAAACACCCAACUUCUAUUCAAACCCAAUAUUUAUUCCUCCCUCCCCCCAGCAAACCUAGUUAAAACACUAUUGCAACAUAAUUUUAUUGUUUGUCUCUUUGUUUGGGGGGGUUGUUUUGUUUUGACUCACUUUGUUUUGAUUCCGUGGGGAGGGGUAAGGAGGAGGAGAUGAGGCUUUCAAGUGAUUGAGAUUUUUUUUCCUCUCGGGCACAAUCCACGUAAAAUAAAGAAUUUUUCUUAAUGAGGUUAAAAAUUAUCUAAUUUGUGUGUGGAAGUACCAUUAAGUAAAACAACUUAAGACUAAAGUUAUCUUGAAAGAAGGAAAAAAAAAUUAACACAAAGUUUUUACCCAUUCUAAUCCUACACUAUACAUUUUGCUUCUCACAGCAUUGGAAUAUUCUACUGGACUAUAAGUGUCCGAACACACAGUAUCUGAUAUAUAUAAACUUUUGAUAUUUUACAUGAAGGGUGUUAUGGGAAUGUCUGAAGCUUGAUUACAUGUAGUACAGUAUAGAGAUACCAUUCUAGCAGAAACCAAAAUGAGGACCUCCCUGAUGCUUACAUUAGGAAAUCUUAUACUAGUUGCAUAAAGGGUGUGUGUAUAUGUGUAUAUAUAUAUACACACAUAUAUAGACAUAUGUAUAUAUGUGUGUAUAUAUGCAUAUUGUUAUAAUGUGUGCAUGUCUAUGUGCAUGUGUGUGUGCACGUGUAUAGUACGCUUUUCUUCUUUUUCCUGUCAAGUAAAAUUUAAAAUUUUUGCUUUUUACUCUUCAGAUCUCAUGGAUUAUAUUCAGUAAUCCAACUGGAAUCUAAUUUUAGAAGAACAUUGUAUAAUAUGGGUGCCACAAUUUAGAUCCUGUCUUUGUUUUUCACACCUAAAGAAAUUACCUGAUAUUUAAACCAUAAGACACUUCUUUGCUGUCAUCAGGCAAACAUAUUUAUCUGUUUAAAUACAGAUAUAAAAUACUAACUCUGAGAGCCAUAUUAUGAAAACAUAAAUUAAAUUUUUAUCUUUUAUUUCAUUUUUCUCCAAAUUACUUCUGUUAAGUGAGAUUUUUAAGUGUAAGCAUCUCUUCAAAGCAAGAAUAAUGGGUAAUACAAACAGAGCAGAAUGAAAAUUUCUGACAUCACCUCAACUAUUAAUUUGUUAAUUAUAUGGUUUUUGUAAGAAUAAUUCAUGUCUCUCUACAGCACUCUUAACUCUUUCAGAAGUGGAAAAGACUUAGCACUGUAAAUUCUUAUAUCCCAAAUUAUUUAUAAUAAUUCUUGAUUUUCUGUGCUCUUCAGUAACAUUUUAUUUUGCCAGUUUGGCUCACUUAAGUCAUAAAAAGCAUCAACAUGAUACUUCUGCUGCUAAACAUUCUUUCCCACAAGAAUUUAACAUACUUACAUCCACCUGAAAUAUUUACAUAUUCACACUUGAUUGAUGCUCUUAAGAAACAAAACAAAUACAGUUGGUAUUUUAAAGGUAUGAACCAUUUUUUAACUAAAUCAAAGACAUUGCAUCUUAUUGUAUUUUCCAUUUAUUAGUAUCAUCUCGUUCCUCUAAAGCAACAACAAAAUACCUACAGAACAAAAAGGACUCUAUCAUGACGGAUAGGAUCAUUCUUCAUGUACUCAUGUUAAAGAAAAAGGUUUAACCAGAUAACUAUAUAUACAACUGAUUAAAUGAAAUUCAUAUUUUUAGUGAAAUAUUUAACGUUGUAAAUUUUAAAAUCGAAAAAAAGCUCACUUUAACAAUAGUCAAAGACAAAGGAUCCAAGACCAACAGACUGAAGUGUUACCAAUAAAGAGGUGUAAUUUCCUUAUUUUGUGCACAGAGAUGAAUUCUAGCUUAAUUUUUUUUCAGUUUAGAAUUCCAAAUGAAAUUGAUAUAAAUACUGCAUAAGAAUUACGAUACUCUAUUAUUUCCACUGAGAGACAAGUUCAAAUAAAGCACAUGCAAAUGACACUGCAUGAUACAGUAUAUAAAUCAUACUUUUUCAUUUAUUACAAUUUCUAAGGAAUUAGUUCAACAGAAUUCUAUAGAAAUUCUUUGCACUGUGAAAAAAUAAUUGUCAAAAGUGUAUAAUGAUAAUAGUUGCCUGAUUAAACUAAACCUCAUCAAACAUGAGUCAUAAAAUGCUCCACUGAAAGCAUCAGAACAGCUUUACCUGUACUCUGGCACUUCACGUUGCAUUUACCAAAAUGUGAUGGUUCUGUUUCAGAGUUUCUUAAUCCUUGGAGUCUUUGGGUUGAAUAUUAAACAUAUUUUUCAAACCUAAGGAUUUUAGGAAACAAAGUUAAAGUAGAAGAAGCAGCACCACCUGCUGCCAAUAGUCAUGGUGUGACUCUUGGGCAUGGUCCUGUGCAGGGCUACGAGUUGGACUUUGAACCUUGUGGGUCCCUUCCAACUCAACAUAUUCUGUGAUUCGGGGAUCAAAUCAUAUAUGAUCUUUCUCUCUUUCAAAAGUAUCCGCAAAGCCACUCAGAGUGCUAAAUGAAGAGAUCAAUAGCACUUGGUUUUCAGGAGGACAGCCUUUCCAAUAGGAAUAACUAUCCCCCUUUUCUUCAGUGUUGUAGUUCAAUUGAUAUCCUGACUAAUACUGGGGUUCCGUAAUGCAAAGCAUGAAUGUGGAUACAUGAAUUUCUGAUUUCACUACUGAAUAAUGCUACUAUUAACAUUUCAAGUCAUUAUAACCAAACAGUGACAAGUGUUAAAUGUUCAUUUGCUAAAAACCAUUUAAACUCUCUAUUAAAGUUCUAACUGGAUUUAUUCUUUCUUUUUUAUUUUCUUGUGCUUACUCAUAAUACAAUGUCACUACUUGAUGACAAAUAAUAUUUCAUACUGUGUAUGUAACAUCAUUGUGUUGCAGAAUCCCCCAAAUACCUCAACAAUGUCUUUGUUGCGCUAUUCUCCCCAUUUAGCACUUAUAAGCUUUUCUAGUAACAACCAAUAAAUCAAAAAAAUGGAGCUGAUAUGUACAAAUAUAAAAAAAAUUCAAGAAGUUUUGAUAGUUUGCAGUUCAUGUAAUGCCAUCUUGACCAUUCUCUUCCCCUCUCUCUAUGAGCUGUCUAGAACAGUAAACUUUGCUCCAUAAAUAAUAGUGUAUUCAUGCUUUUAAAGGCUUUUAUAUGCAUUUAUGGUAGGUAAAGGUUGGAAGAGGUAGUUGACUGAUUUUCACUUUUAUCUACUUUGAUUUCAGUAAAGGGCUUUGUCACUCUGUAUACAUAAAGGCUAAUGCACCCUUUGGUUUGUAGAAUGUACUGAAAUGUUUGCAACCCUCUUGGUAUCAGGUCCAAAAUGUGAAGCAUUACUGUUAAGAGGGUAUCUUUCUAAUGUAUUUGUAUGUAUAGUUUACACCUCUGUGAGGUCUAAUAAAGGAUUAUGGUUAAUAAAAAA
Messenger RNA from Pseudopipra pipra, 9006 nucleotides. It is a transcript of the gene IGF1, whose product is annotated as insulin like growth factor 1. The transcript has 5 exons. The record is from RefSeq and is a predicted model, not a curated record. The coding region runs from base 404 to 796 and encodes 130 amino acids. Gene Ontology annotation, molecular function: hormone activity; growth factor activity; insulin-like growth factor receptor binding. Gene Ontology annotation, biological process: positive regulation of phosphatidylinositol 3-kinase/protein kinase B signal transduction; insulin-like growth factor receptor signaling pathway; positive regulation of cell population proliferation. Gene Ontology annotation, cellular component: extracellular region. NCBI's taxonomy places the organism in Eukaryota, Metazoa, Chordata, Aves, Passeriformes, Pipridae.